AUGCUUCUUGUUCUUUCACUGUGGUUGCUGUGUAACGGCCGAUGCAUUGGUGUCCCUGGCCUAGCACCGAAAGGGAAAUGGUGGUUGUUUUUGUGCGGAAUUCCCCGCUCCUUAUGCGCUCCAGAGCUAUGUUCCAGUCUGCGACGACGUGCCGAAAUACGGAUUGUGGAGAAUUGCAGGCACUCCCUCUUGAUUAGGUUGUCAAGAGACUCAGGCAAAAGGAUCGAUGAGAUUGAGUUGCUUCUUCGCCCCUGGGGUCGAUUCGCCGAAAUAGACGUCACCCAGAUGCUCUUUAAACCUUAUCUAACGGCACGUAGCCUCUGGGCUCUUAUAAUUCUCGCGAGUCUCUGUUUCAUCAUCUCUCUCACCGUGCAACUCACCAUCUUCUCCUCUUCAUCACCAUUCUCAAGCACCUAUAACUUCCUGCCAUUCUCUGCAAAGAAGACCCCCGCUUGUCUGGUCGACAAGCUCCUCGGUGACCCAUGGGCAUACGAAAAUCAUCCGAAAGAACAUGUCUUCGGAACAGGAUGGAAAGACGAUCCCUACGAAGGAAUGUGGUCAAAUGUACCCUCAAAGGAAGACUAUGAGACAUUGAUGAGCGAAGAAGAUAAAACAAUGAUGCGGGAGGAGCUCUAUAAGUACUCGGACGACUUACAGAGAGAUAAAAGAGCGAGGGUGGAGAAUUUCUACACCUUGAAGACGAGUGAUGAUUGGAGUCGUUAUAUUGAGGGACACAGUGAUGAGGGUCUAGCACCACUCACGAAAUUCACACAAAGAUACAUUCAUCGUCACCAGCACCCGGAGAAUUGCACGGGCAAGGCCUUCCUCGUUUUCCGCAAAUUUCCCAACGAUGAAUCCUUUGGCCUCGGCGCCCUGGCCCAAUCCAUUGCUCACAACCUCGCCCUCGCAAUCCGUACUAAUCGAAUCCUCGUCUAUGACGCUCAUGAUCCGCCUGGUGCACACUUCCUCUCCCCCCUUCCAGGGGCGGGACGCACGCUGGACAACAUCUUUCACCCCCUCAGCAGCUGCACCCCUUCCGAUGUUGCCGCAUCAACUGACAAAGUCUAUUUCCCGUGGGAGCCCGAAGCCACCGCAAUUUAUUACCGCACACACCCGGCCAGCCUCCCGCCCGUCCUGGCGCAGGUAUUCAAAACUCAAUUUGCAGAUAUGAACUAUGAUGCGGUACGGUACUGGUGGCGAGGACAGGUCGCUGCGUUUGCGAUGCGGCCGAAUAGAAUUGCGAUGGAAAGACUCAAGGAAUUGAGGGUUGAUGAUGGGUUGAACAAAGGGGUAACUUUGCAGAAGGGGAAACACCCCAUGACCGGAAUAAAAUUGGGGAUGCCGUGGCCAUUACCGGUUGGGUCCUGGAGUAUGCACGUUAGGCACGGGGAUAAAGGUAUCGAAAUGAGUCUCGUUGAGCUUAAGAAAUAUAUCAUGGCCGCGGAGGAACAUAUUAUCAGAAACCCGCAAAGCUCACGCAGAAUCGCUUUCAUAUCAACUGAAGAUCCAAGCGUGCUCUAUGAUGCACGAAAUAUCUCAAGCCUACUUCCAAUGUCAACAAGUAAGGGUUGGGAAUGGUAUUGGUCGGAUAUACCUAGAUUCAACGGCGGGCCUGUAACGCAGUUGGAGAAGUUUGGAAAUAGGACCGAAAUGACAAUAAAAUGGUUUCUGCAGUUAACAAUGGCUCUAGAGUGUGACAAUUUUGUGGGCACGAGAGGUUCUGGAUGGAAUAGACUGAUAGAUGAACUUCGAUGUAUUUGGUAUCCUAACUGCAAAUCUGGCUAUGUUGAAGUUGGAAGCGACUCAAGUUGGGCACAUUACGGCAUCUGA
Molecule: messenger RNA, 1830 nt
Organism: Morchella importuna
Lineage: Eukaryota; Fungi; Ascomycota; Pezizomycetes; Pezizales; Morchellaceae
Exons: 11
Coding region: 1-1830 (609 amino acids)
Biological process (GO): protein N-linked glycosylation
Molecular function (GO): alpha-(1->6)-fucosyltransferase activity
Source: RefSeq, a predicted model, not a curated record